Molecule: messenger RNA, 855 nt
Organism: Aureobasidium namibiae CBS 147.97
Lineage: Eukaryota; Fungi; Ascomycota; Dothideomycetes; Dothideales; Saccotheciaceae
Exons: 1
Coding region: 1-855 (284 amino acids)
Source: RefSeq, a predicted model, not a curated record
AUGUCAAGCAAACAAUGGUGUAGAUGGAAUUCUCACCUUGCGCCUGCCAAUCACCCUGGUCGAGGUACACUUCUCACAAACCGGCAUGGCCUACCCGUAUCUCCUGCUUUGCAACCAAGAAAUCAGAAACCUGCUCGUGAGCAACAGUCGCUGGAAUCUCUGACGCCCUUCCGCAAAGCAGUAGCCGCCAACCCUUAUGCAAAUGCAUUAGCUACACCAGUUCGUCAGUGCAACUACACGGGCGCCAGACUACCUUCACACCAUUUGCUUCCUUUUGCUACCAUCUUCCGGCGGAAUGAGAACGACAAGCUCGUUCCACAUCUCGCUCCUGUCGACGAAUCUCGAAAGACUUCACGCGCUUAUGCUGUCAAUUCUCGUGAACUACUGAUCCGUCUUGGCCAAAAGAAGAACUGGCACCGCUUACUGGGCCAAGAUCUCAAGUUCGGUUUGAAGCAUCGAAACGAUUAUCAGUGGCCUAGCCAGGUAGAUCAGAUUAUCCUCUCUCGACUACGCUUCAAUGUGGUUCGUAAGCUGGCCUGGGUCCUCGGAAAACCCAAAUCAGAUCUGGUCAAACCAUUCGGUCUCGCCGAUGAAUGUCCUUCAUCGAAGACCAUCUUGCAUUUGCGCGAAGGCACGUCGUCAGGCUCUUCAUCAAACUCCGUCACAGAAUACCAUCUCACGUACCUUCUGGGCUCAGAACUUGACGGGCUCCUCAAGGGGACUUCAUUUGCCGAGACCGAUGCUAUACUCCUUACACAGUCAUACAUGACUGUAUCUGCGCACAUUGCUCUCGCAAGAUUGGCACUUUUUCUGUCUGGCCCGGAAAAUCUGACGAAACCCUCAAAAGUACGAUGA